UUUGCAUCAGAACCAUUUGUCCAUUUGCUUCCCCAAAGCCAUUCACAGGUUGGCCAGGUUCCACGGUGCAGGAUCAACGUGGUUACUUAACUCCUCAAAGUCAAAGAAGCAGAUUCGGGCUUCAUAAUAUUCCAAGAACCCCUUACUCCAGAACAAUCUAUUCCAAAACUAAAUCCAAGCUGGCUCUUGUACGAGACAAGAGUGACGGUUUCCUGAGUGGUUCAUUCUCUCCCCUGCAGCGAUCACAAACUCCUGCAUAUGGCCAGUUGAGGAGCAAUAUAAUGGAUAAUGGUCAUGGAUCUGUGGGACCCAUUCACAGGGUUCGGCAUAAGGACACUGCAGAAACUCCAUCCAGAGGAUCUGUUUAUUCUCAUUCAUCAUUGAAUGGUUCUUUUCCAGUAGUAAAUUCCAAUAUUUCCAAAGGUCUAUCUCCUUCUAUCAAGAGGAAUAUGGAACAAGGAGGCACUAGGAGCUCUUCAGUUUUCCAGCCGGUAGAUAAAAAUAGAAUCUCUGAAAUGGGUAUGCCACCUGUUCAUCCUCAUUCCAGCCAGAUGGUUAGGACAAUAUUGGAUCACCUUGACCGAACUCUAGCGACUCCGAAGGAGAAGUCAGAGGAGUUAAAGAUAGCUACUUCAUGGAAAAUAGCUCAGUCUUCGGAUGCUAAUGCUUCUGUUUUAACGGGGCACAACAGUAUGCCAAAUUUAGGACUUGAUUAUUCUAAAAGCAAGGAUAAAAUCAACAGUAGAAGCCCUGCUCCCUGGAAUGAAAAGUCAGUUUUUAUGGCUUCUCCAGAGAGUAACGUGAAGAAAACAAAUUCUACUUCAGAUUUAAAAGUUGAUCGGACUGUUACAGUGUUAGGCAGUAAUGCAGGGUCGACAAUAGAUAGUGGAAAAACUCAGGAUUCACAAAUGAAGACCGCACACAAGGAUCUUCCAAAGUUCACUGGUGUUCAAGUGUUUGAGGCUGCCGCAUCCGAGGAUCUACAAAAGCCUUCAUCAAAUUCUUCAGGAAAUAAACCCGUUUUGGCUUCUAUUUCUGUCACCAAGCCUGAGCAAAGGUGGACGUUUACUUCGGAUAAUAGCACCAGUUUCACUUUCCCUUUUUCUGCAUCUUUGGGUGUGUCUUCUGAGCCGCCAACACCAACCAUCGUACCAUCAAUAUUGGGUAGCAGUCAGCAUCAACCCAAAGAGGAGCUUACAGGACCUACAUAUACAUUUGGAUUGAACAGAUCUUCCUCUGCCGUUGUUUUUUCUUUCCCUUCGACAAGCAGUGCCCCAAACCACAUCGAUGCUUCAGAUAUUACCUUCAACUUUGGAUCUGAUGGGUCAUCAAGAAUAUCUUUCAGUUCUAUCGGAAAAAACACCACAUUGCCAUUGACACAGAUAUCCAUAUUCUUAUUUUCCUACUGUAGCAAGUUGGACUCCAGAUUUCAUCAGGCAAAGAGUUGUCUAAAGCUGAAACUUGGUUGGAUAUAGUGUUAGAACAUAGUGCUCCUUUGGUUAUACUUCAAA
Hibiscus syriacus is the source of this 1511-nucleotide messenger RNA. RefSeq lists its product as uncharacterized. NCBI's taxonomy places the organism in Eukaryota, Viridiplantae, Streptophyta, Magnoliopsida, Malvales, Malvaceae. Gene Ontology annotation, cellular component: nuclear envelope. Bases 282 to 1475 code for a protein of 397 amino acids. Gene Ontology annotation, biological process: nuclear membrane organization. The record is from RefSeq and is a predicted model, not a curated record. The transcript is spliced from 4 exons.